AUGGACUACUCGCGGUACAGCAUCUCCAAUAACUGGAGCGCUGUGGAGUUCGCCGUCAACAAUCCAGUGGACAUCGUGGUGAUGGUUUUUUACUUCCUGUUGGUCCUGAGCAUCGGGCUGUGGGCGAUACUGUCAAGCAGCCGCGGGACUGUAGAAGACUUCUUCCUGGCUGGCCGAAAUCUAGCAUGGUGGCUGAUAGGUACUUCUCUUUUUUCCUCAAGUACUGGCACUGCCAACUUCAUGAACCUGGCUGGAACAGGAGCAGCGUCAGGGAUUGCUAUUGGGGCCUUCGAGUGGAAUGCUCCAUUUCUGCUCUGUGUUCUUGGUUGGAUAUUUUCUCCUAUUUUCAUUAAGGCUGAGGUGGUGACAAUGCCAGAAUAUUUGAGGAAGAGGUUUGGUGGCUACCGGAUCCAGUUCCUCCUUGCUAUUCUGUACUUACUCCUAUACAUCUUCUAUAAUAUUUCAGUGGAGAUCUGCACUGGUGCCAUGUUCGCGAGGCUGUUUUUGGGGUUGGAUGUUUACCUGGCCACCAUAGUCUUGCUGACAGUGACUGGCAUUUAUAUUAUCACAGGUGGCAUUGUAGCUGUGGUUUAUACUGCUACCUUACAUGCUGGCGUUAUUAUUCUGGGAUCAGUCUUGCUAAUGGGCUUUGCCUUUAAGGAAGUGGGAGGAUACCAGGAGCUACUACAUAAAUAUUUAAAUGCUAAGCCAAGCAUAAUCCAUGAAGGAAACUGGACUGCCAAGCCAGAAUGCUACCUCCCUCGCCGGGAUGCUUUUCAUAUCUUCCGAGAUCCCAUCACCGGAGACCUCCCCUGGCCUGGAAUCGUCUUUGGCAUCUCCAUCAUCUCCUUGUACUACUGGUGCACUGAUCAGAUUUUUGUCCAGAGGUGCCUGGCAGGGAGGAGCAUGUCUCACGUGAAGGGUGGCUGUGUCCUUUGUGGGUACCUGAAACUGCUGCCCAUGUUCAGUUUAGUGAUGCCUGGAAUGAUCAGCCGCGUUCUAUACCCAGACAAAGUAGCAUGUGUCACCCCUUCUGAAUGUGAAAAGCAUUGUGGCAUCAGAACUUCCUGCACCCCCAUCGCCUACUCAGUGCUGAUAGUAGGGCUGCUGCCCAAAGGUGCCCGAGGCUUGAUGCUGUCCGCACUAUGGGCUUCUCUCUUGUCCACCCUGACUUCUAUUCUCAACAGCGCCAGCACCCUCUUCACAGUGGACAUCUACACCCAGAUACGGCCUAUGGCCACUGAAAAGGAACUCAUGGUAACAGGAAGGUUUUUUGUUAUCAUCUUACUUGUUGUCACCAUCAUCUGGGUCCCUGUUAUUCAAAUGGCAUACAUUGAACAACUGUUUGAUUACAUGCAGUCAGUUAAGAGUUACCUGGUGCCACCCAUUGCUGCCAUCUUCCUGCUUGCCAUAUUUUGCAAGAGAGUCACCGAGCAGGGUGCCUUCUGGGGGCUGACUGGCGGACUCCUGAUUGGCAUCGUUCGAAUGGUGUCUGAGUUUGCCUACGGACCCCGGACCUGCUCAGAAAACAACAAGUGCCCUCCGAUCAUCUGUGGCGUGCACCACCUCUAUUUUGCCAUACUCCUCUUUGCAGUCAGUCUCUUCACCAUCCUGGGGAUCUCCUUAUUCACAGACCCGAUUCCCGAUAAACACCUCCACAGGCUCUGUUGGAGUUUACGAAAUAGCCAAGAGGAAAGGGUAGAUCUGGACGCAGACGUACAAGGGAAGAGAACUGCACUACGAGCAAAACCAGGUGUAUUGAAGGAGACCCAGGGCUGCUUCUGGAAGGCCUUGGAUGUGUUCUGUGGCCUGGAGCCAAAGCCAUGCUCCAAACUGACCCCAGAAGAGGAAACCACAGAGAAGAUGAAGGAGCAUGGUGCCACAUCUGACAGGACAGACCACCGUGACAAGUUGGAGUCACCAUUCUGGAGAAAAGUUGCCAAUGUCAGUGGGUUCCUCUUGCUGCUGAUCACAGUCCUGUGCCACAUCCUCUACCACUAA
Messenger RNA from Molossus molossus (Pallas's mastiff bat), 2001 nucleotides. RefSeq names its product sodium/glucose cotransporter 1-like. The record is from RefSeq and is a predicted model, not a curated record. The coding region runs from base 1 to 2001 and encodes 666 amino acids. Gene Ontology annotation, molecular function: D-glucose:sodium symporter activity. Gene Ontology annotation, biological process: transmembrane transport; sodium ion transport. The transcript has 15 exons. Gene Ontology annotation, cellular component: plasma membrane. Lineage: Eukaryota; Metazoa; Chordata; Mammalia; Chiroptera; Molossidae.